This is a messenger RNA of Linum trigynum, 2761 nucleotides long. The record is from the annotation of a GenBank genome assembly. NCBI's taxonomy places the organism in Eukaryota, Viridiplantae, Streptophyta, Magnoliopsida, Malpighiales, Linaceae.
CAUAUACAAUUGUUUACAACUUCACCAAUAUUCACUAAUACUUUAUUAAACGCUAACUUUUAUCUCUGAAAUUGUUCCAUACUUUCUCUGUACAUACCAACACGGUAACUAACCUAUUCACUAACGGUGUUUAGAAAGGAUAUAAGUAUGGGCGACUUACUGAAAAAGUAUUUCAAAACUCUUUCUUCUAUCGCUGUGAUUUAUGCUAGUCACUCCCCUUCAAAUGAGGAAGGGGGAGUCUCGUACGCAAUUGUUUACAAUUUCACCAAUAUUCACUAAUUUACUAUCUCAAUAGGCAUAACCAAGAAAUAAGGGGAACAAGAGGUAAGUUCCGCAAAUUCCAACUUUGGAAAGACAAAACUAAUGCAAUUAUUUUUCUGAAAUUAUCUAUAAAAACAACUAACAUUUUGAUGAUUCCAUAAUUUAAAUUCUAGUCUUUCAUCAAGAUUCUUUCACCCACAACCUUGCAUACAAGUUCCAUCUCGACCAGGUAAAUUUCCUACAAAUUGAACUUCUAGGUGGUUAGUUAGAAUUUCAACGAACAAAAUUAUUACAUAAAUGAGAGAUAAGAAAAUAACGAGGUGCUAUGUGAGUCGAUAUAGUUAAAAUGAGUCGUCCAUAUUCAUCAAUUAAGAUCAUGCAAUAUUUUUUCUAUCGAAUUAAUAUAAGUAAUUAUAAAAAAUGUAUGAAAGUCAACACAUCAAGAAAUCGUCUCAUUAUUAAUUUUAAUAUAUUAGUUAUGCUAAACUUUAAUUUAUCAAAUUUCUUAAAAAUCAAUAUUAAGUGACCGAUUUUGCUUCUAAUCACAAAGUUCAAGGACCAUUUCUGUAAUUAUGUUUCGCUGAUUGCAGUAUGCGGCGCCGUUUGGACAGUUCGGGUACUAUUUCUGCUUUUGUGUUUCAGGGUUUUGCGAGGAUUUUGCUGCCUUAAAACUUGAGAACAGACGGCCCGUGGAAGAACGACCUACUUCAUACGGCUCAAGGUCGACGCCUGCCGCCGGCCAUUUGAGAGGGAAAAGACUGGGGAGAAGAAGCUUAUAGUUCAAAGAGAAUCAAAAGGAAGCCGUGGAGCUACCUGGUAGACGAGAACUAAGAGGCGGCUUGAAGGGAAAACGAGGAUUUCUGUGAUUGCAGGUUGAGGAGAGCGGUUCGCCAUUUCAGAAGGAAGGGAACGAAGCUUCGAUUUGAAGAGAAGAUAGGGUCUUGAAGGAGUUUUAAGGUAGACGAGGAAGCUUGCUAUCUGCACGGUUCUGCCACCGUUGCUCUUCCGACCGUCUUCGCCGUCAAACACCGGUUCUUGCUCAUUCUCCUAUUCAAUUGUUGCAAACUUUGCUUAGAAAAGUUCAAAGUCUUCGUCUUGGAAGUUUUAUCAAGACGGGUUGUAGGCGGUUAAGAAGGCAGAGAUGGCUCGUCUACGAAAUAAGAACAGGAAGGUGUUCUCCAAGCCGAGUGUGAAAAAGAAGGCAGCACCUACCGUGGAUCAUGUCACUGGCGACAAGAUUCCCAAGAGCUUUGUCUUUUCCAGAGGGAAGCUGCCUGGUUCUCUGAGGCAGCUUCAGAUGGAUUUGAGAAAGUUAAUGUUGCCAUUUACAGCUCUUAACCUCAAGGAGAAGAAGAGGAACAAUCUCAGGGACUUCUUAAAUGUUGCUGGUCCAAUGGGUGUUACACAUUUUCUGAUGUUGUCCAAAACAGAUGCAGCGCCAUAUUUGAAGGUUGCUAGAACUCCGCAAGGACCAACUGUUACGUUUAAGAUAAACCAGUAUUCACUGGCAUCUGAUAUUACUCAGUCUCAAUUGCGCCCUAGAUGUCCAUCGGAUCUGUACAAGAAUCCUCCUUUGAUUGUUCUUUCUGGCUUUGGGUCUGGAGAACAACAUUUAAAACUGACAACUAUAAUGUUUCAGAAUAUGUUUCCAGCUAUUGACAUCAACACUGUCAAGCUCUCUUCUUGCCAAAGAAUCGUUCUACUCAACUAUAAUAAAGAUACAAAGCUCAUUGACUUUAGGCAUUACUCUAUUCGACUCCAACCUGUGGGUGUCUCCCGCCGAAUCAGAAAGUUUGUGCAGAAUCAUCAAAUUCCUGAUCUCCGGAGUCUCCAGGACGUGAGUGACUUCAUAACAAAGGCUGGUUAUGGAUCAGAAAGUGAAGGAGAUGAGGAAGCAGCAACUGUUACCCUUCCUUGUGAUCUUGGUCGAGUCAAUCGGGCGACUUCGAAAAGUGCUGUCAAGCUUCAAGAGAUUGGCCCGAGGAUGACCCUUCAGCUCCUCAGAGUGGAGGAGGGCUUGUGCUCUGGAACUGUCAUCUUCAGCGAAUACGGAACUGCCAACGAGAAGAAAACACCUGGAAAAGAGAAUCAGAAGAAUCAAGGUGGCGAAGAAGACGAAGAUGAAGACAAUGACGAUGAUGAAGAUGAAGAGCAAGAAGAUGACGAGGAGGCCUCUGAGUAGAUUGGAAAAAUCAGCCGCUUUAGAGGCGUUGGCCUAUCACAACCACAGGAAGUGUUUCUGAUUUCUUUAAGCGGGAAGGAAAUGCGUUCUGUUUUCUCUCCUUUCAACUGUUUUUGCUAUGCAGUGUUAGUGGAACAAAUGCUUGUUAGAUACAGUGCCGUUGCUCAAACUAUAAGGAUUAAUACAGCAAAAGCCAUAGUUAUCGACGCAUGAUCUUUACAAGUCGGUAUCGAAAGUCUGUUUCGAAAAUGCUGGAAGAGGCAGUUAAUUAGAAUUUCUUUCCGACUAACUUAUACUGAAUGAAUGAUAUUGGAAAGA